Molecule: messenger RNA, 930 nt
Organism: Pseudophryne corroboree (corroboree frog)
Lineage: Eukaryota; Metazoa; Chordata; Amphibia; Anura; Myobatrachidae
Product: olfactory receptor 10C1-like
Exons: 1
Coding region: 1-930 (309 amino acids)
Biological process (GO): G protein-coupled receptor signaling pathway
Cellular component (GO): membrane
Molecular function (GO): olfactory receptor activity; G protein-coupled receptor activity
Source: RefSeq, a predicted model, not a curated record
AUGGAAGAAUUAAACAAAACAAUGGUCAAGGAAUUUAUUCUGGUGGGAUUUUCUGAUCUCCACCAUUACCAAAUCUUAUUUCUCAUUGCUAUAUUAUUGAUGUAUAUUACUAGUGUGGCUGGAAACUUUGCAGUUAUUAUUCUUGUUAAGACUGGACUGUCACUUCAUUGUCCAAUGUAUUAUUUUAUCUGUGUAUUUGCAGCUUUAGAAAUAUCAUUUGUGUCUGUUACUGUCCCCAGACUUCUAGCUAAUAUGAUUGUGAGUAACAAGAAGAUCUCUUUUGUUGGAUGCUUCGUACAGUUAUACAUCUUUAGUGUACUUGGGAUAACAGAAUGUUUUUUGCUUGCAGUUAUGGCUUUUGACAGAGAUUUGGCAAUUAAUCAUCCUUUAAGGUACUCAUCAGUCAUGAACCAUUUAUGUGUUUUUCUUCUGGUGGUUACACCUUUUAUCAUCAGUUGUAUCAUCACUUUAUUUCCCACAAUCUUCACAGCGGACUUAAAAUUCUGUGGACCCAAUGAAAUAAACCACUUUUUUUGUGAACUGACCUCAGUACAGAAAUUGGCUUGUUCUAAUACCUUCAUCAGUAAAAUAUUGACCAGCGUGGCAACUACUUUUGCAAGCCUUAUUCCUUUCAUCCUUAUUAUAGGAUUCUAUAUCCAUAUCAUUAUUACGAUCACCAAAAUUAAGAGUGUGGAAGGUAAACACAAAGCAUUCUCCACUUGCUCCUCCCAUAUAAUAGUUGCCUGUCUCUUCUAUAGUACAGUCAUCAUUGUCUACAUAAACCCACAAGGAAGUCAGUAUGAUAAGUUCCUUACACUUAUGUACACAGUCAUUGUUCCUAUGCUAAACCCUUUCAUUUAUACUUUAAGAAACAAUGAUGUCAAGAAAGUUUUUCUUACGACCAUGUUGAACAAAUUUAAAUACUGUUAA